Messenger RNA from Diospyros lotus (date-plum), 1217 nucleotides. RefSeq names its product 1-aminocyclopropane-1-carboxylate oxidase homolog 1-like. The transcript is spliced from 5 exons. Lineage: Eukaryota; Viridiplantae; Streptophyta; Magnoliopsida; Ericales; Ebenaceae. The record is from RefSeq and is a predicted model, not a curated record. The coding region runs from base 15 to 1127 and encodes 370 amino acids.
UAAAGGUGCCCGUGAUGGCCUUCACCAUCGGACCUACGCCGGACUACGACCGAUUCAAAGGCCUAAAAGCCUUCGACAAAACAAAGGCCGGCGUCAAAGGCCUCGUGGACGCCGGCAUUGAGAAGAUCCCGAUAAUAUUCGUCCGACCCGCCGACAAACUCGCCCGCGAUUACCCAAUUUCCGACGCCCACCUCAUGAUUCCGGUCAUAGACCUUGGGUUGCCCACUCCUCGGCGAUCCACAGUCGUCCAGGCUGUCCGGCGGGCUUCGGAGACGCUGGGAUUCUUCCAGGCGGUGAACCACGGCAUGCCCACCAGCGUGCUGGUGAAGAUGCUCAUGGCAGCUCGUGGUAGCCACAAGGAAUACCUCUCGCAUUAUGUUUGUAAGGUGGAAUCAGAGCUGACUCUUAGAGAAAGCGAUCUGAUCAAGGUAGGAAGUGGCGCCAGGGUGCGAGGGCUUGAACAAGGAGCUGCUCCUGGCAAGCUUCUAAGAUGUGUGUCAUUGAAACGCAGAGAUGUAACAAUGGAGUAUUCAAAGCAAAUAAAGAGAUUAGUGUCAAGUUUGUUUGAAUUACUAUCUGAAGCACUUGGGCUCAGAGCUGACUGCCUUACCAGCUUGGAUUGUGCAAAGGGCCAUGCAAUCCUGUCUCACUAUUACCCAGCAUGCCCAGAACCUGAACUCGCCAUGGGCACAAGCAAACACUGCGAUCCUGAUUUUCUGACCAUCUUACUUCAAGAUGACAUUGGUGGACUCCAAAUCCUCCAUGAAAACCGGUGGACCAGUGUUCCUCCUGUUCCCGGCGGUUUGGUUGUAAACAUCGGGGAUCUCUUACAGCUUAUGUCUAAUGACAAGUUCAUGAGCGUUGAGCACAGGGUACCGGCAAACCAUGUAGGACCGAGAGUUUCUGUGGCAUGUUUCUUCACCCCACAUCUUUACCCAUCGACAAGGAUGUAUGGCCCCAUCAAGGACUUGUUGUCCGAAGAUAAUCCGUCCAUAUAUAGGGAAACAUCGGUGAAGGAUUUCAUUUCAUAUUAUGAUUCAAAAGGGCUUGAUGGGAACUCUGCUCUGACCUAUUUCAAGUUGUCAAGGAUUAACAUGCAAGGCAAAGCAUUGAGUGCAAAGAAAUGAAGACACUCACUCUCACAGCUUGAGAUGUUCGCGUGAUGAGGUUCCAAGCUCUUCGGCAUAGUAGCGAGUCAGGAAAUCUUUGAUGGUGGU